This is a messenger RNA of Entelurus aequoreus (snake pipefish), 3996 nucleotides long. RefSeq names its product calpain-15-like. Gene Ontology annotation, cellular component: cytoplasm. Gene Ontology annotation, molecular function: calcium-dependent cysteine-type endopeptidase activity. The record is from RefSeq and is a predicted model, not a curated record. The transcript is spliced from 11 exons. NCBI's taxonomy places the organism in Eukaryota, Metazoa, Chordata, Actinopteri, Syngnathiformes, Syngnathidae. Gene Ontology annotation, biological process: proteolysis. Bases 757 to 3996 code for a protein of 1079 amino acids.
UACUGCCCUUAAGCCAUGUAUUUUUAUAAUGCACUUGCAUGCCAGUCCUGUGACAAGUUGAGCAACUGGACCGACUUGUUUGUGAGAAACUCCGGGUAGAAUAUACAUUUCGGUGGCUUUGUAUUUUUUGCCACAUUGUUAUUUUUUCAUUAGCAGCCCAUUUCCUCUUUAUGUACUCAAGAGGUCCAACUUAAUACCCAAGGCGUGGGAAAACCUUAUCCCCAUUUGCUGAUGGAAGCUGUGCAGCUGUGGUGUUCGAGUGCUUCCGCUCCAGUCCAGCUGUUAGCCAGACCGCAUAUCUGAAAGAUGACAUUUUGAGGAGUUGCCGUCAUGCUUGUAAUAUUGCCCUCCCCAGGAAAUGCAGCACAUUGAUUUUCUCUUACUGGAUGUAAGUCAAGAUGCAUGCUGUUUAUUGAUUGUUUGCAACUGCUUUCACGGACUAUGAGGCGAUUGUUGAUGGCCUCAGUGAACCCGAGGUUUUGUUUUUUAAGAAGGCUUUGUCAGUGAAAGUUUCAUAGUACCCUGAAAAGAAAGCAUGAGCCUGCACAGACUGGAGAGGCGUGUUCGAAAGUAUGCAGGAGGACUUAAGAGCGGCACUGUGGAGAAAAGCCUAAAGUCAACAAGACGGGCAAUUAGGAACUAUCGCACUUAACUUCUUGAAUGGAGUAAGAACUCCCAUGAACUUUGACAAGCCGAACGGGAAAUUAAUAUAAGCUGGUUCCAACAAUCCCGUCUUGCUUCCUAUCACCGGUGGUGAUGGGGAGCUCGGCCUCAUCCCUCACUGCGGAGACUGAGUCAGACCAUGGUUUCCGCAGCAACACUUACCCGUCGUCGCCCCCGGUGGGCUGGCUCAGGACCAGUCACAGCAGCCCGGUGUGGGGCACCAGCUUUAUCACACGGCAGCAGCAGCAACCUGCGCUGCCUCACAGAGAGCGCAGCCACUCUCACUCUCCUGGCUCCAUGGCAGCUGCGGUGCGAGGCAGCGAGUGGUCAUGUGGACGCUGCACCUUCCUAAAUGUGGGCGGAGCACCCCGCUGUUCCAUCUGUGAGGCCCCACGCCAGAAACCCGACCUCAACCAGAUCCUUCGCCUGAGCAGCAGCGAGGAGCACCGCUGGGCUUGCCCCCGCUGUACCCUCAACAAUCCUCAGGGAUCGAGAGCCUGCACCGUCUGCGGGUUUGGACCGUCCACAACCACACCUUCACCUGCCAUCACGACCGUCGCUGCCACUUCAAACGGUCUCCCCCCUGCUCCUACGGAAGCCUUGACGCCAACCGUCAAGCCCACGGUGCUUUCAGAACCCCAAGGACAGGUUCCGAUGAAAGAGGACAUGUUGAGACACUCUGAGAGUAAUGGAGAGGUGGCUAGUUCAAACGUGCAGCAUCUAGGAUGGGCUUGCCCUCGCUGCACACUUCUCAACACACCUGUUGCACUGUCCUGUUCAGCCUGUGGUGGACCCAGGAAACUUUCUCUACCUAAAAUCCCCCCUGAGGCACUGGUGGUGCCUGAGGUUCGCACGCCUGUACUGGGGUUCCCGGUGGGCUCAGCCGGGACCGCCCCUCUACUAAUAGACUUAACAGAUGAUUCCCCUCCACCUCCUCCAUGUGACACCCAAGAACCUCCCCAUGUGUCCUCACAGCCCCUCUCUUCUGCUUUUAGUCCUUUCUCCUCCCUCCAGAACAACCCUGUGCCACGAAGUAGGAGAGAAGUUCCCCCGACAGGGCGGCCACCAAACCCAGGUAAUAACACGCCAAGUCCCACCUCUCCAUCAAGCACGGGUGUGCCCCCACAGCCUGGUCCACAGCGUUCUUCCAAACCCAAACAUGCCCAACCGCAAGAGCCCUCGUACCCCAGCAAGCGCCUCAGUAUCUUGGAAGAAGACGAAACGGUCCCCACCUGGAAGUGCCCAGGCUGCUCUUUGGCUAACCCAAGCGGGUUGUCCAAGUGUGAGACCUGCCGAUCAUCGCGGGCUGGUGCUGACUUGAUCGAUUUGGGUUGCGAGACAGUACGCUUCACCCCGGCCAGCCCCUCUAGCCCAGACUUCAGCACCUGGGCCUGCUCUAAAUGCACUUUGCGCAACCCCACAGGCGCUCCAAAAUGCUCAGCCUGCGGUUCGUCCAAGCUGCACGGCUUUCAGGAGCAGCAGGCGCCCCUACCCCGCUGCUGUGCACACUGCGGCCAAGUCCCAUCUGGGUCUGGCACAGCGUGCUCCUGCAAUCCCUCGUCAGCUGCAUCCUCAUCGGGUCAUAAAACACGGAAACAGGGCAGAGGUUUCCCCUCCUCGUCUGCGGCUUCUUCUAGUUCCUUGGAGAGGACAAAACAGUGGAGCUGCCCAGCGUGCACGCUACUCAAUGACAUCAAGGCCAAGAACUGCGCAGCUUGCCACACACCCCAGCAGUACCUCACCCUUCGCAAGGUGGUCAAGCCUCUGAAGAGGAGGGAAAGCAUGCACGUGGAGGCCCGUCGGCGAAAUGAUGAAGGUGAAGCCAAGGAGCUUUGGGAAAACAUUGUCAGCUUCUGCAGAGAGAACACGGUGAACUUUGUGGAUGACAGCUUCCCCCCAGGCCCUCGGUCAGUAGGCUUCCCCGAGGGGGACAGCGUCCAGCAGCGAAUCAAGAAGUGGCUCCGCCCCCACGAGAUCAAAUGCAGCAACUUCAAAGACCGAGGCGUCAAGUGGUCCGUUUUCCGCACGCCACGACCCUCUGACAUCCUCCAAGGGCUGCUGGGAAACUGCUGGUUCCUCAGUGCUCUGGCGGUGCUGGCCGAGCGUCCCGAGUUGGUGGAAAGGGUAAUGAUUACAAGGACCAUCUGCACGGAGGGAGCCUACCAAGUUCGCUUAUGCAAAGAUGGGACGUGGACGACGGUGCUGGUGGAUGACAUGCUCCCCUGCGACGACUACGGCUUCCUCCUAUUCUCCCAGGCCCAGAGGAGGCAGCUGUGGGUGGCGCUCAUUGAGAAAGCCCUAGCCAAGCUCCACGGCUCCUACUUUGCCUUGCAAGCAGGGCGUGCCAUCGAGGGCUUGGCCACACUGACGGGGGCUCCGUGCGACUCCCUGAUGCUGCAGGUCAGCUCCACCAACCCACGGGAGGAGCCCAUCGAUACGGACUUGAUCUGGGCCAAAAUGCUGAGCUCUAAGGAAGCCGGGUUUCUGAUGGGCGCCUCGUGCGGAGGAGGCAACAUGAAGGUGGAUGACGCCGUUUAUGAAUCGCUGGGAUUGCGACCUCGCCAUGCUUACUCCAUCUUGGAUGUACGAGAUGUUCAAGGAUACAGGUUGCUUCGCCUCCGUAACCCGUGGGGUCGAUUCUCGUGGAACGGCAGCUGGUCAGACGAGUGGACGGACUGGCCGCAGCACCUGCGUCAUGAGCUGAUGGCUCACGGGAGCAGCGAAGGGGUCUUCUGGAUGGAGUACACCGAUUUCAUCAAUUCCCCCUUCACCAUGAUGGACCGAGGCAGAGUCCGCAUCGAUCUGCCUGUCGAUGUCACGAUCCAUUCUUCCCUGACUCAUGAACAAGAAUCCAAGGUACUUAAUCUCUUCCACUUGGGGCAGGAUCUUCUCCCCGCCCCACAUAUGAUAUUCCAGCCUUUCCAGGGCGAGAGUCAUGGACUCCGACAUGGAGAACAUUUGGAGCAAAUAGCACGCGAAAGCUCAGUGAAGAAGAAGUCCCACACCAUCGACGGCAUGUUUGUUCACACCGUGAGGUCUGAGUCUGGAAUCUCCAAGUUUACUCAUCGUCUGUCCCUCAAAGAACGUCCCGCCAAAGCUGAGAAGACCACAUCGGAGCGAGCCCAUUCUUACCGGAGACGCUCCCUCAGUGUUGAUUGUGGCCGUGUUCCAGUCAGUCGGCAGGCUGACGAUAAAAGGAGAGGGAAACCAACAAAAAUCUGCUUGCCGUCAAUCUCCCUUGUUCCUGGUCUGGCAUCCUCACUCAACUUCCUGUUGUGUAUCCGGGGCUCUUCCUAUCUGGUCCCAUUGGAGGGGGGACCCAAAGAGCCGUAG